GAUCGCCGGUGCAUUGUGUCCCUUGGACACAGCGGAUCACGGAAAGAGCCGAAGAUGUCGGCUCGGUCAUGUGAUCAGCUGUGUCCAAUCACAGCUGAUCACAUGGCACUGAUGAUCAGUGUGCCCUGAUGAUCAAUGUGGCCCCAGAAGUGCCACCUGUCAGUGUCCAUCAGUGCCAGCAGUCAGUGCUCAUCAGUGCCACAUGCCAGUGCCCAUCAGUGCCACACCAAUGCCACAUAUCAGUGCAUACCAGUGCACAUCAAUGCCACAUAUCAGUGCCCAUCUGAGCUGCCUUUCAAUGUCACCCAUUAGUGCCAGUCAGUGCCACCUAUCAGUGCUGCCAAUCAGUGCCACCUAUCAGUGCCAGUCAGUG
This is a messenger RNA of Staurois parvus, 373 nucleotides long. NCBI's taxonomy places the organism in Eukaryota, Metazoa, Chordata, Amphibia, Anura, Ranidae. The record is from the annotation of a GenBank genome assembly.